AUGGCAAUAUCUACGAUCUCUCGGGUGAUAGAAGUUCUUGGACCUUCCUCCUGUCUAGUGUGGUUCCCUCUCUUAGCCCGAAAACUUGCAAGGAUAAGAGCACGUUGGAUGAUGGUGUUUGAUAUUUCAACCAUCCAUUUGUUCUCUAGUCAAAGACUACUUGACUCAAGUCAAGCUCUUAGACAAGAAAAAGUGUCUAAACUUAUUGAUUAUGCUAAGGAAUGUUGUAAUGUAGGAGAAGCAAUUGAUGUUGGUGGAGUAGCAUUUACAACUUCGCUUAAUUUGUUGUCGAACACGUUCUUUUCGUUCGAUUUGGCUAGUUAUAAUUCUAGUGAUUCAGGGGAGUUUAAGGAGCUUGUUUGGAAGAUUAUGGAGGAGAUUGGAAAGCCGAAUUUGGCUGAUUGUUUUCCUAUGUUGAGAUUCUUAAGUGUGCUUAGUGUUAAUUACAAGGUUAUGGUUUAUGGGAAUAGAUUAAAUGAUGUUUUUGAGGAUAUUAUACAAAAAAGGUUGAUAAGUUCUACUGCUGAUAAAAUUGGUGGUGAUGUUUUGGACACCCUUCUUAGACUCAUGAAAGAGAAUGAAUCUGAGUCAAGUCUUGAUGAUAUUAAGCAUCUUCUCUCAUUUUUUUUUUUUGAUAGUUAA
Beta vulgaris subsp. vulgaris (sugar beet) is the source of this 642-nucleotide messenger RNA. RefSeq names its product inactive cytochrome P450 76AD1-like. Lineage: Eukaryota; Viridiplantae; Streptophyta; Magnoliopsida; Caryophyllales; Amaranthaceae. The record is from RefSeq and is a predicted model, not a curated record. Gene Ontology annotation, molecular function: oxidoreductase activity, acting on paired donors, with incorporation or reduction of molecular oxygen; heme binding; monooxygenase activity. Bases 1 to 642 code for a protein of 213 amino acids. The transcript has a single exon.